Messenger RNA from Monoraphidium neglectum, 2784 nucleotides. RefSeq names its product oligopeptidase B. The transcript is spliced from 8 exons. Gene Ontology annotation, biological process: proteolysis. Gene Ontology annotation, molecular function: serine-type endopeptidase activity. NCBI's taxonomy places the organism in Eukaryota, Viridiplantae, Chlorophyta, Chlorophyceae, Sphaeropleales, Selenastraceae. The record is from RefSeq and is a predicted model, not a curated record. Bases 1 to 2784 code for a protein of 927 amino acids.
AUGCGCGUGGUGGGCUACGCAGCAGCGUUGGUCUUGAUCGGCGCCACCGUCGCGCGCCUCUGCAUCGAUCCUCAGCAAAUGGACGAGCCCGUGGCCUUCAGGCAGGAGCCGGUGCUGCAGACGCGAAACAAUGGGACCGGCGAGCCACCUCCGGACUUCUACGCAUGGAUGCGCGAUGACAACCGCUCGCGCCCCGAUGUCCUGGCGUACCUCGACGCCGAAAACGCGUAUGCUGACGAGGCACUGGCGGCGCUGUCGCGCCUCACAAACGCCCUGGCGGAUGAGAUGGGCGCACCCCUGCCGGAAGUGGAGUGGCGCGCCCCCAAGGCGGCCGGCGCCUGGGAGUAUGCGCAGCGGCGCGGCCCCGGGGACGAUUAUUGGGAUGUGAUGCGCCGCCCCGCGCCGGCUGCUGCUGCUGCCAGCGGCGGCGACGGCGGAAGGGCGGCGGCUGCGGCGCCCGCGUGGCGGACGGCGGCGCCGUUCAACCGGCUGGCGCGCGCGCACCAGUACUUUGACGUCGUGGAGUGGCACGCGGCGCCGGACGGCGCCGCGCUGGCUUUCUCAGUUGACACCCGCGGCGAUGAGGAGUUUUCGGUCUAUGUCCUGCCCCUGGCAGCCGACGGGCCGGCGGCCGCGGCACAGGGAGAGACCGGAGACCAGGCGAGCGGCCGCGGCGACAGGGACGAAGAGGGCGUCAGCAACAGCGGCGGCGCGUGGGAGGGCGCUGGCGCGCCAGUCCUGAUCGCCAAGGGUGCGGCCGGCGGCGGGCAGGCCGUGUGGGCACCGGACAGCCGCUCCCUAUUCGUGCUGGAGCAGCCGGGCAGCAGCAAGCGGCAGGGCGGCAGCUCGACGCGCGUCUGGCGGCGCGCGGUAGCCGGCCGCAUGACCAGAGGCGGGAGCGGCGGCGGCAGCAAGGGCAAAGCGGCGGCGCCAGGCGAUGCGGUGCUGUUAGAGCUGGACCCUGGGGCGCUGGAUCUUGAUUUGACAGUCAGCAGCAGCGGGCAGUUCCUCAUUCUCAAGUAUGGCGCUGAGGACGGGGACGCUGUGCUUGCCCUGGACAUGGUCGCCGCAUCGGGCGGCCCCGGCAUCGCAAUGCAGCAACAGCAGCAGCGAGAGCAGCGCCCCUCGGAGCUCGCUCGCGCAGUGGCGGCGGGCUGGCGCGUCGUGCUAGACCCAGACCUCGGCCGCGACUGCAUGCAGGCGGAUCACUGGCGGGACGAUGUUUUCCUUUUAAUAGUUGACGACGAGGACGAGCCCGAUGGGCGUGUGGAGCUGGCGGCCGUACCACGGCUGCCUGCGGCAGCGAGCGCCGCGGCGGCAGCGGUGGUGAGGCAGCCGCUGCUCGUGAGCGCGGGCGGAGCCCACAAUGGGAGUGGCGGCGGCAGGAGCGGCGGCAGCGGCGGUGGCGGCGGCGGCGGCGGCAAUGGGGGCUUCAGGGAGGGCCACGUGGAGGUGCGCAGCUUUGCUCUAACGCGGGACUAUGCAGCCGUCUCCAUACGCCGCGGCGGCGCCUGCGUCGUCCAGGUCUUCGACUGGCAGACGGCUGCCACGGCGCUCGCAGCCGCUGCAGCGGCGGCGGCGCGGGCUGCGCAGGGCGGGCAGCAGAAGGGCGGGAAGCCCGAGGAGUCCUGGCCCGUCCCGCUGCCGGCGCCGGCGUGGGAGCUUUCGUUCGGCCGCGACGCGACAGCGGUGGUCGGCCUUGUCGGCGAAUCGGGCGCUUUCGAGGUCCCGAAAGUUCGGCUGUCCGAGGAAUCAUUCGUGAGCCCCGUGAAGCAGUACGAUCUGGACCUCCAAACGAGGGAGAGGGCGCUGGUCUAUGCCGAGAAGCUGGCGGGAAGCUUCCAAGAGGAGCGGUACGAGAGCCGCAUGGAGUGGGCGACGUCUCACGACGGCGUCAAGGUGCCCAUGACCGUGGCCUGGCGCCGCGACAAGGUUGCGCGCAACGGCGCCAACCCCGCCAUCCUCCACGGGUAUGGGGCGUACGGCGCCAAGAAGUUUCCUGGGUUUGAUCCUGCUGACCUGGCGCUGUUGGACCGCGGCUUUGUGCUGGCGGUGGGCCACAUCAGGGGCGGCUCAGAGCUGGGGGCGGCGUGGCACUCGGAUGGGGAGAGGAUGCACAAGAUGAACACCUUCCACGACCUCCUGGCCUGCGCCCGCCACCUGGUCGCGUCCAACUACACAUCCCCGCCCCGCCUUGCGCUCUGGGGCCGCAGCGCCGGCGGCCUUGCGGUCGGCGCGGCCCUCAAUCUGGACCCGGCCUGCUGCGGGGCGGCUGUGUUGGACGUGCCGUUCUUGGACCCCCUGCGCACCAUGCUGGACGCGUCGCUGCUGCUGACGGUCAAGGAGCGGCCGGAGUGGGGAGACCCCAUUGCCGACGAGGCUGCCUUCGACUACAUCUCAUCAUACAGCCCCUACGACAAUGUGCAGGACGCCCCCUACCCCAGCCUCCUGGUUACAGCCAGUUUGUGGGACCGACGCGUCAACUUCUGGGAGCCCCUGAAAUAUGUGGCCAAGCUGCGCCACCUCAGGCAGCUCCGCCGCCAGUCCGCGGCCUUCACGCAGUCCGGCGUCACCACGCGGCUGCAGGACGCCCGGCUGAAGGGCGCUGCAGCGCUUUCGCCGCACGGCGGGGGCGGCGGCGGCAGCGACGGCUGUGGCGGGAGGAUCCUCAUGAAAACCGACAUGGCGGCCGGCCACUUUGCUGCGUCGGGGGCGGGCGAGCGGCUGCGGCAGCGCGCGGAAAAGGCUGCGUUCCUGGUUGACGCGCUGGGCCUGGGCGGGUGA